ACCAGACCAGACCAGACCAGACCUGCAGACCUGCAGACCUGCAGACCGGGACCAGGUGAGACCCGGGUCUCCCUCAGCUCCUCACGUGACAGCGGUGAUGACAGCUCGUGGACACAAAACCGACAACAAACCGUGAAGCAUCAUGGGAGAUGACAGAUGGACGAGCCGGCCGUGGGCCAAUCAGAGCCUGUGACACAGACACACACACUCACACACACACUCACACACACACUCACACACACACUCACACACACACACACACUCACACUCACACACACACACACUCACACUCACACACUCACACACGCUCACACCAUGGAACAAGGGUUCAGCUUAAAUACGCUGAAGAAGCUGGCGGCUGAGCCGGACUACACGGACGUGUCGCUGACGGCGGCGGAGCGAGUGCGAGCGCUGGGGAAGAUGGGAUGCAGCGUUGAGAUCAACGAGGACGUCGAGCCGAGGCGCUACUUCCGCUCCGGCGUGGAGAUGGAGCGCAUGGCGGCGGUUUACCUGGAGGAGGGCAGCCUGGAGAACGCCUACGUCCUCUACACCAAGUUCAUCACUCUGUUCGUAGAGAAGCUGCCCGCUCACAGAGACUAUCAGCACUGCAGCCUUCCAGAGAAGCAGCUCAUCAUGAAGAAACUUCAGGAAGUGGCGUUUCCUCGUAAAGACGAGUUGAAGAAACGUCUUCAGGAGAAAUACAGCAGGGAACACACAGAGUACCUCAGAGCCCAGGCGGCUGCGGCGACGGCGGCGGUUUGUGGCCAGCAGCUGCAGCGUCUCUCCCUAUUGGGCGAAGACAGGAGGCGCUGCCUGUUAUUGGAGGAGGAGCGUCAGCGUGUCGCCGCCCUGCGACGCAUGCAGAUCGAAUCAGAGCAGUUUCGCUACUUCGAGGACCAGCUGAGGCGUCAGGACCUGGCCAAUAGGAGAGGAGAGGAGGAGGGGCCAAAGGUGGAGACCAAAGUGCCUGAGGUGACGGACGGCUCCUGUUUGUCUCGGCAGCCAAUCAGAGAUGGCGUACGAUCCCAGGGGGCGGAUCCUAACAGGAACAGGUCGCUAGCACCGGUCAGCCAACCAGCUGCCACGCUGGCUGGAGUACACACUCAGAGGGUGGAGGGUUUGAGGCGGGUGGUGAUUCCCAGAGAUCUGACGUAUCGUUUCCUCCUGCUGGCUGAAUCCAACACAGCCAGAGGGAUAGAGACCUGUGGAGUCCUCUGUGGACGACUGACGCACAACGAGUUCAUGCUGACUCACGUCGUCAUCCCCAAACAGUCCGCUGGUCCGGAUUACUGCGACAUGGAGAACGUGGAGGAACUCUUCAGUUUCCAGGACCAACAUAGCCUGCUGACCCUCGGCUGGAUACACACUCAUCCCACUCAGACGGCCUUCCUCUCCAGCGUCGACCUUCACACUCACUGUUCUUAUCAGCUGAUGCUGCCGGAAGCCGUCGCCAUCGUGUGUGCUCCCAAACACAACGAUACCGGUGUGUUCAGGUUAACGGGUCCCGGGAUGUCGGAGGUUUCUGUCUGCAGACUGAAAGGUUUCCAUCCUCACUCCAAGGAGCCUCCUCUCUUCAGUGUGUGUAAACAUGUGGUUCUGAGGGACUCAAAGAUCAGCCUGCUGGACCUCAGGUGACAGACAGGAGGCGCCGUCCGACUGUUUACUGCUGGAUGCCUUUAAUCUGUGAAGAGGAAACUGUGAACACGUGUG
Molecule: messenger RNA, 1710 nt
Organism: Anoplopoma fimbria (sablefish)
Lineage: Eukaryota; Metazoa; Chordata; Actinopteri; Perciformes; Anoplopomatidae
Product: AMSH-like protease
Exons: 12
Coding region: 157-1635 (492 amino acids)
Biological process (GO): protein K63-linked deubiquitination
Cellular component (GO): membrane; endosome
Molecular function (GO): metal-dependent deubiquitinase activity; K63-linked deubiquitinase activity; protein binding
Source: RefSeq, a predicted model, not a curated record